GGGAUUUGGUGUUAGACGGGCAAAAUAGGGAAGAAGAGAUCCCAUGCAACUAUUAGCGGGAAUCUCUUGGGAAGUCGAUUCUGUCUGUUUGCUUCCCUCCCUUUGCUUUUAAAUACCACAUCAGUUUUCCCCAUCCUUACAAGUUCGCUCUUCAUAAGAAAACAACAACAAAAUUUGUAAACCAUCAGAAUAUUCAAUAUUCAAUAAUCAGCAAUGUCUUCUCAGCCCUUCCACCUCCUCUCUUCUUCUUCUUCUUCUUCUUCUUCUUCUUUCUCUCCUAUCCGUCUCCGUCCUACACUUUUCUCUGGUGGUGUUUGGUUGUACGGGGCUAAAGACAAACAAGUUAACUUCGAUUUUCGCCCAAGAUGCGCUGCUGUAUCCCAGUCCCAGACUCAUACUCAAGAAUACGACAUUGUGUUUCAGAAAAAUGGAGGAGUGCCAGUGAUAAAGUGGCAUGAGAUUGUGGAAGAUGACAUAGAAGAGCAAGUACCUAAGGUUAAAAUAUCAAAGGAGAUCACAGAACGUGUCGACAGCAUUAAGAAAAUGUUGGAAUCCAUGGAGGAUGGAGAGAUAACCAUAUCAGCCUAUGAUACGGCAUGGGUUGCUCUUGUUGAAGACGUAAAUGGAAGUGGAGCUCCUCAAUUCCCGUCUAGUCUUCAAUGGAUAGCCAAUAAUCAGCUGCCGGAUGGUUCUUGGGGUGAUGCUGAUAUUUUCACUGCACAUGAUCGUAUUAUCAAUACGCUUGCUUGUGUUAUUGCUUUGAAAUCAUGGAAUUUACAUCCUGAUAAGGCGGCCAAAGGAAUGAAAUAUUUUAAAGACAACUUAUGCAAGCUUGAAGAUGAGAAUGCUGAGCACAUGCCUAUAGGAUUUGAAGUGGCUUUUCCUUCACUUAUAGAGCUGGCAAGCAAAUUAGACAUUGAAGUUCCCGAGGACUCUCCAGUCUUGCAGCAGAUCUAUGCCAGCAGAAAUCUGAAGCUCAAAAAGAUACCAAAAGACAUAAUGCACAAAGUGCCCACCACACUACUCCAUAGCUUGGAAGGAAUGCCAGACCUUGAGUGGGAUAAGCUUCUGAAAUUGCAAAGCCAAGAUGGGUCAUUCUUGUUCUCUCCAUCCUCCACUGCCUAUGCACUCAUGCAAACUAAAGACGAUAAUUGCUUAGCUUAUUUAAACAAGAUUGUCCAGAGAUUUAAAGGAGGAGUGCCAAACGUUUACCCGGUUGACCUUUUCGAGCACAUUUGGGCUGUCGAUCGGUUGCAACGCCUCGGAAUAUCAAGAUUCUUCGAGCAAGAGCUUAAAGAAUGUAUUAACUAUGUUGCCAGAUAUUGGAGAGAAGAUGGCAUUUGCUGGGCAAGAAAUUCUGAGGUUCAUGAUAUUGAUGACACAGCUAUGGGAUUCAGAAUGCUUAGAUUAUUUGGCCAUGACGUUUCUCCUGAUGUGUUCAAGCAUUUCAAGAAAGGGGAUACUUUCUUCUGCUUCGCGGGGCAGUCAACACAGGCGGUCACCGGAAUGUUUAACCUGUACAGAGCUUCUCAGGUUCUGUUUCCUGGGGAGAAUAUUCUCGAAGAAGCUAAGGAAUUUUCUUCCACUUUCCUUAGAGAAAAGCAAGCUGCUAAUGAAGUCUUAGAUAAAUGGAUUAUAACCAAGGACUUACCAGGAGAGGUUGAGUAUGCAUUGGAUAUGCCAUGGUUCGCCAACUUACCUAGAGUGGAGGCCAGAUUCUACAUAGAACAGUAUGGCGGGGAAGAUGAUGUAUGGAUUGGCAAGACUCUCUAUAGGAUGCCAUUCGUGAACAAUAACGAGUAUUUGGAGCUUGCAAAAAUUGACUACAAUAGUUGUCAAGCGUUGCAUCGCGUCGAAUGGGAUAAUUUUCAAAAGUGGUACGAAGAAUGUAACUUGGGAGCUUUUGGGGUAAGCAAAAGAGAGCUUCUGUAUGCGUAUUACAUGGCAGCAGCCAGCAUAUUUGAGCCAGAAAGGUCAAAAGAAAGAGUUGCAUGGGCCAAGACCACUAUAUUGCUACGGACCAUCGACGCUUAUUUCAAUGACAACAGCAACAAUUCCGUUGAGGAGAGGAAAGAUUUUGUCCAGCAAUUUAAACAUGGCGUUGGCGCACCUGCAGGACUCGUAAAUGGAAGGAAAUUGGAAACAAAGACAAGGCAGGAACUUGUCGGAAUAGUGCUUGGAACCCUAAACGAUGUCUCUUUGGACGCACUGGUGGCUCAUGGGACAGAUAUUAGUCACAGUUUACGUCAUGCUUGGGAAAAAUGGCUGACGAAUUGGGAAAAGGAAGGAGACAGACACCAGGGAGAAGCAGAACUUAUUGUCAAAACAAUAAAUCUAACAACUGGGCGUUGGGUGUCUGAAGAGCUCUUGAACUAUAGUUCUAAGUAUGAAAGAUUCUUUCAACUUACAAACAGAAUUUGCCAUCAACUUGGUCAUCACAGUAAAAACAAGGUAUAUGACAGGGAGAGAAGCACAACCCCAGAAAUAGAAUCAGAUAUGCAAGAACUGACGCAGUUAGUGCUCCAAAAUUCCUCAGAUGGAAUGGAUUCCAAUAUCAAGCAAACAUUUUUUACUGUGGUCAAAAGUUUUUACUACACUGCCGUUUGCGAUCCUGGGACUAUCAAUUACCAUAUUUCUAAAGUCCUCUUUGAAAAAGUGUAUUAACUUUUUUUUUUUUUUUUCUUUGCAAGACAUUAUGCAAUUAUUCCUUGUGCAUAUGCCUGUCAAUUAAAUAUUGGAAUACUCAUAAAUCAAUCAAUGCAAAGAAAUUCAUUUGAUUUUGGAGUAAAGAGUAAUUCCAAUAUUGUAUCGUCAUAUAUAGUUAACUCUAUUGGAAAAUGCAAAUAAUGUAAUUUUUUUUUU
This is a messenger RNA of Jatropha curcas, 2862 nucleotides long. RefSeq names its product Terpenoid cyclases/Protein prenyltransferases superfamily protein (gene GA1). The record is from RefSeq and is a predicted model, not a curated record. Gene Ontology annotation, molecular function: terpene synthase activity; magnesium ion binding. Gene Ontology annotation, biological process: gibberellin biosynthetic process. Gene Ontology annotation, cellular component: chloroplast. Lineage: Eukaryota; Viridiplantae; Streptophyta; Magnoliopsida; Malpighiales; Euphorbiaceae.